AUGCAAAUUCCGCAGUUUUUGUCAAAAUGUUUUGGCUUUUUUUUUCAACGUUUGAAAGAUUUGAGUAGGGAGAGGGAUGAGAGAAGAUUGAUGAAGUUAGAGAAAAAUUUUGUUAUAGCAUUUCAUUUGGAGAAUGCAUUGAAGAAUGCCUGGAAAUUUGUUAAUGUUACUGGUUUUUUUGUUGCUGCUACUUUAGAGAAUGCUAUUGUUAUUGCAAAUUUUUAUCUUCAGGAUGCUGUUCGUAUUUUUUUGAAUUGUUUUUUUGCUGCUGUUAUUGUUACCUUUGUCACCCUUGCUUUCAGAAGAGAGAACGCUUUUUGCGUUGCUGUUUUUGCUGUAGAGAGUAUUGUUGUAGCUUUGAAUUGUUAUUUUCCAAAUACAAAGAUUGUGUUUCUUUUGAAUAUUUUUUUUGCUGCUGUAAAUGCUAUUUUUACGAAUAUUUUUACUUUUGAGGUUUUUCAGGAUGAUUUUAAGGAUUUUCUUGUGUUUACUUCAUAUGCUUUGAAUGUUUUGAAUGCUGUUACAAAUUUCAUUUUUUUUGUUUGUAUUAUUACUAUAAAAUUUGUUGAUAGUUUUGCGAAGGAUCAGAAGGAAAUUGUUGCAAUUUUGGCUUCAGAGUUUCAAACUUUAAUAGAUCUUAUCAAAACUACUCAAAACCAUAAUACUUAUGUUCAAUAUAGUGUAUAUAUUGAAUCCUGUGCUAAAAGACUAGUUAGAGCUGGUAAUGCUUUAAUACCAGAUGAUAAUAGUCUGUUGUAUCGAAAAACUCAAAUUUUAAUUGAUUUAAUAAAAAGAUUAUGGAGAAUACCUAUGCUACAAUUGUGUUCAACUAAAGUUAAUGAAUCAUCAUGGGCGCAUUAUGUUUUACAAUCAAUUGUAAAUUUUAUUGCAGAUUUUAAAGAAUCAGAUAUAUGUAUUAGAUAUAAAGCUAGUUCGGAAAAAAAUAAUAAAAAAGGGCCAAUUAAAAAAAAUGACAUAUAUGGAGUAUAUGAAAGCGAACAUUUUGAUUUAGAACUCAUGUUAGGAGAAAUUUCAAAUGGUCCAUUUAAUCGAUCUUCUCAGGCUCAAGUACAUAUAAAGAAAGACAGAAAUAAAUUAUCAAAAUGUGGAAAAGAUGCCCUAGAUUUUGUAAUUAAUAAUUAUACAAAAUCACAUAAUUAUGAUUUAGAUAAACCAAAGUCUCACGAUAAAAAUGUGUUGGUACAUGACAGUAUACUGAAGAUUGCAGAUUUCAGUUUAUCUAAAUCAUUAGAAAGCAACUCUCUUUCAGUUAAAGGUAAAAUGCCUGCUUAUUCUGUUUCACAAUAUAUCAUGGAUAAAGACAAUUUUAAGCGAAAAGAACUAUCAGAUAUUUAUAGUCUUGUCUCAGGCAGACGAGAAACUCAGAUUGAUAGAACUCCAGUUGAUUUUAUAAAUCUUUACUUUAAGGCUUGGGAUAAAAAUCUAGACCUACAUCCUACCAUUAACAAG
This is a messenger RNA of Scutellospora calospora, 1470 nucleotides long. The record is from the annotation of a GenBank genome assembly. Lineage: Eukaryota; Fungi; Glomeromycota; Glomeromycetes; Diversisporales; Gigasporaceae.